Molecule: messenger RNA, 186 nt
Organism: Filobasidium floriforme
Lineage: Eukaryota; Fungi; Basidiomycota; Tremellomycetes; Filobasidiales; Filobasidiaceae
Exons: 1
Source: RefSeq, a predicted model, not a curated record
GUGCUCUCGAUCGUCUGCGACAACGCCAGUGUCAACGACUCGAUGAUCGAGGCCGUGGGGGAGCAGGAGUGGAAGCGAUUCUACUCGGACAAGGGUCGAGUCCGGUGUUUCGCUCAUGUCUUGAACUUGAUUUCGGGGGUAAGUUUGAACGCGUUCGAGACGUUCGAACGUCUAAACGUCUACUGA